AUGGCUUCGGUCCUGCUUCUGCUGCUCCCAGCAGCAUGCCUGCAAGGUGGGAACUCAGCAGGAUCCAACAGAGGAAAUACCUUUGGUGUCAACCAACCAGAACGCCUCUCUGGUGUCCAGGGCGGCUCCAUCGAGAUCCCCUUCUUCUUCUACUUCCCCUGGGAGUUGGCAAAGGAUCCACAGAUGAGGAUUCUCUGGAAAUGGCAGCGCUUCCAUGGGGAAUUUAUCUACAACUCUUCCUCGGGUUUCAUCCAUGAGCAUUUCAAGGACCGGCUCAUCCUGAACUGGACACAGCCUCAGACAUCCGGAGUCCUCAGAAUCUUUGACUUGAAGGAGAAGGACCAGACAGUGUACUUCUGCCGAAUUUGUCUGAAAACGACAAAAGGCAUGGAGAUUUUUCAGUCGAUCAAUGGGACCCAACUCACCAUCACCCCUAGGAAGCACUUCCCAGGUCAGUCCUUCAGAACCACCAUGCAGAGCCCCUCCAUCAUCACCUCUGCAGUCACCACGGCUGGACUGGAGGACACAGAGGACCAGAGGAAUCCUUCAGUUGUGAACCUGGGAGCCACGGUCGGGGUGGUGGUGGCCACGGCUGUGCUCAUAACCCCCGUCUAUGUGAUGCUGAUCUUCCUCUGGUGGAAGAAAAGGCCAGCAGACUAA
Microtus oregoni (creeping vole) is the source of this 660-nucleotide messenger RNA. Its product is annotated as paired immunoglobulin-like type 2 receptor beta-2. The record is from RefSeq and is a predicted model, not a curated record. Lineage: Eukaryota; Metazoa; Chordata; Mammalia; Rodentia; Cricetidae. Bases 1 to 660 code for a protein of 219 amino acids. The transcript has 4 exons. Gene Ontology annotation, molecular function: MHC class I protein binding.